UGCCUCUCUCCAGGUUUCCUAGAGUUUCCUUGCAGCAUGGCCCCCAAACGCCAGUCUUCGCUCCCGCCUCAAAUGAAGAAACCGAGACAGCCCCCUGCCCCCAAGCCAGGGCAGACGUCAACAUCCCAGCACUUGCAUAGAGGAGAAAAAGAACAGCAAGAAGCAAUUGAACAUAUUGAUGAAGUACAAAAUGAAAUAGACAGACUUAAUGAACAAGCCAGUGAGGAGAUUUUGAAAGUAGAACAGAAAUAUAACAAACUCCGCCAACCAUUUUUUCAGAAGAGGUCGGAAUUGAUCGCCAAAAUCCCCAAUUUUUGGGUAACAACAUUUGUCAACCAUCCACAAGUGUCUGCACUGCUUGGGGAGGAGGAUGAAGAGGCGCUGCAUUAUUUGACAAGAGUUGAAGUGACAGAAUUUGAAGAUAUUAAAUCAGGUUACAGAAUAGAUUUUUAUUUUGAUGAAAACCCUUACUUCGAAAAUAAAGUUCUCUCCAAAGAAUUUCAUCUGAAUGAGAGUGGUGAUCCAUCUUCAAAGUCCACUGAAAUCAAAUGGAAAUCUGGAAAGGAUUUGACGAAACGUUCAAGUCAAACACAGAAUAAAGCCAGCAGGAAGAGACAGCAUGAGGAACCAGAGAGCUUCUUCACCUGGUUUACUGACCAUUCUGAUGCAGGUGCAGAUGAGUUAGGAGAAGUCAUCAAAGAUGAUAUUUGGCCAAAUCCAUUACAGUACUACUUGGUUCCCGAUAUGGAUGACGAAGAAGGGGAAGGAGAAGAGGAUGAUGAUGAUGAUGAAGAAGAAGAAGGAUUGGAAGAUAUUGAUGAAGAAGGAGAUGAGGAUGAAGGUGAAGAAGAUGAAGAUGAUGAUGAGGGGGAGGAAGGAGAGGAGGAUGAAGGGGAAGAUGACUAAUGGAACACUGAUGGAUUCCAACCUUCCUUUUUUAAUUUUCUUCAGUCCCUGGGAGCAAGUUGCCGUCUUUUUUUUCCUUUUUCUUUUUCUUUUCUCCUCUUGUGCUCAUUCGCUCUGUUUUUUGAAGUCUCCUUUUUCUCUCCCUUUAUACCAUGGUUCUCAGCUUAUUUUGGGGGGAAAUACCUUGAGCAGAAUACAGUGGGAAAAGAAUCUCUACCCCUUUUUGUUCCAAAUUCAUUUUUGUCCCUUCCUGUCUCAACAAAAACAAAAACUUUAUGGAAUCAACACCACCGUGCUCUGUGGGAAAAAAGAAAAACCUUCUGCUCCCUUAGCUCUGCUGGAAGCUGGAGGGUGCUAGGCCCCUGUGUAGUAGUGCAUAGAAUUCUAGCUUUUUUCCUCCUUUCUCUGUAUAUUGGGCUCAGAGAUUACACUGUGUCUCUAUGUGAAUAUGGACAGUUAGCAUUUACCAACA
Molecule: messenger RNA, 1378 nt
Organism: Mustela lutreola (European mink)
Lineage: Eukaryota; Metazoa; Chordata; Mammalia; Carnivora; Mustelidae
Product: protein SET
Exons: 1
Coding region: 37-906 (289 amino acids)
Biological process (GO): nucleosome assembly
Cellular component (GO): chromatin; nucleus
Molecular function (GO): chromatin binding; histone binding
Source: RefSeq, a predicted model, not a curated record